This is a messenger RNA of Exophiala spinifera, 1659 nucleotides long. RefSeq lists its product as uncharacterized. The coding region runs from base 1 to 1659 and encodes 552 amino acids. Lineage: Eukaryota; Fungi; Ascomycota; Eurotiomycetes; Chaetothyriales; Herpotrichiellaceae. Gene Ontology annotation, cellular component: cytosol. The record is from RefSeq and is a predicted model, not a curated record. The transcript has 10 exons. Gene Ontology annotation, molecular function: acetoacetate-CoA ligase activity.
AUGGACAUGGACGAGAGUAACAUGGACCGAUCGCAGAAAUACUCCUGGAAUGAUCUUCACCAACUUGUGGAAAAAUAUGCGGGCGCUUUUCGAUCAUCAGGUCUUAUAAAAGGAGACGUUGUUGCACUCGUGGGAUCAAAUUGUGUCCGAACCCUCUCCAUCUUCUUGGCUACGGCUUCAAUUGGAGCGAUAUUCUCUUCCUUUGCCACAGAUAUGGGAAGCAAGGGGCUAGAUGACCGGCUUCAGCAGCUGAAGUCACGCUUUUUGCUUGCAGAGCCGACGUAUUCUUACAACGGAAAAUGCCAUAACAUUUCCAGCAAAUUAAAUACAGCAGUCGGUCGACUGCAACAGGGAGGACCUUGCGAAGCGAUAAUACUGGGUUCAAAUACUGGAUUCUCGUCAAAUUGUACAUCAUGGGACACCUUCAUUGCUCGUGGAGAGGGUAGAAAGCUUCGGUUCGAGCAGAUGCCGUUCAAUGCACCCCUUGUCGUUAUGUUUUCCUCAGGAACAACCGGUACUCCUAAAGGAAUUGUUCACUCGCAUGGAAUUCGUAUCCAUCAAGGACUUGUGUUAAAUGGCUUGAAGGAGUUUCUAAUGCAUAACAGCCUCGGUCCAGGCGACUUGCACUUUCACUAUACCAACAUAGGGUGGACUUUGUGGAAUAUCUCCAUCGGUGCGCUAUUCGCGGGUGCAACUAUCGUUCUCUACGAUGGUAGUCCUUUCUACCCAACGGCAGACGACUGUUUAAGAUUACUCUUCAAACAUAGGAUAACAUCCUUUGGUGCCGGCCCGCGGUACUUUUCAGAAAUCCAGAAACUCAACGUAGUGCCCAAUUUCUAUGUCAGGUGGCCCAGAACUGUGCGGUUCUUUCCUACACGGGACCCGAUCGCUACCUUCAUAUCCUGGUCAAUUAGCUGUCAAGGCUCUGGGAAUGGAUAUAUUGUCACCGCGACUGAUGGAUCUCCGCUUCCCGACGGACAGGGCGGCGAACUGGUCUGUCGGAACCCAUUCCCAAAUAUGCCCGCCAUGUUCUGGAAUGACCCACAGAGGAAGCGGUACUUUGAUGCGUUCUUUGCGAAAAUCCCACACGUAUGGGUACAUGGCGAUUUCAUUCAUGUUGACCCCGAGACUAAAGGGAUCUAUGUUCUGGGAAGAAGUGACGGCGUUCUAAAUCCAUCUGGUGUUCGCUUCGGUAGUGCCGACAUCUACGGUACACUCUCGAAACCCCUGAUUACUUCCGAUAUUGCUGAUUCAAUCGUCGUUGGGCAACAGCGCGUGGAUUCCAAGUACUCAGACCCUGCAGAGCGUGUCGUUUUGUUCGUCAAAGUUACCCCGGGUGCUAGUGUCUCAGGGUCACUACGUUUGCGCUCUGACCUCGAGACAUCCAUUCGGAGCCAGAUUGCGAAGGACUUCAGCCGGAGACAUGUGCCGUCGUUUGUGUUUGCAGCCCCUGAAAUUCCCUAUAAUGCGAAGGGAAAGAAACUCGAAAUUCAGCUCGAGAGUGUGCUCUGCGGAGGACAGGCUGCGCUAGCGAAGCCCAAGUUGACGGAGAGCGAGCACCAAAUCAUUCAGUGGUUUGAAAAGUUUUACGAUACGGAGGAAGUCGAUGGGUCCCAUCCUAGGCUAGAUCCAAGAUGUAGAGAAUAUGGAGAUCCGUAG